Molecule: messenger RNA, 3123 nt
Organism: Calliphora vicina (urban bluebottle blowfly)
Lineage: Eukaryota; Metazoa; Arthropoda; Insecta; Diptera; Calliphoridae
Exons: 3
Coding region: 1-3123 (1040 amino acids)
Molecular function (GO): nucleic acid binding; catalytic activity
Source: RefSeq, a predicted model, not a curated record
AUGAACAAGUAUAACAUAGACAUAUGCCUUCUGUGUGAGAUUUUCAACUUCGCCGAUGAUAAUUCAAAUGCUCGUUUCAUAAAUCACAACAUACUGAUGAAGAAAAGGAGUAACAACAGCUUUGGAGGUGUUGCCAUCAUGGUAAGCAAACAUAUUUCUAUAACACAAGUGCCUUUUUCAUCUUCCUUGGAAGUAAUAAUUUGCGAAACAAAAAACUUAUCAAAAAACCUCACUUUAGCAUCAGUUUAUGUACCACAAUCAGUGAAAGCCAAACAAUUAGAAAUUGAGAUGAAAAAACUACUAAUCUUUCUAGACACCAAACAAAAUGUCAUACUUGGCGGUGACUUCAAUGCGAGAUCUCAAUCUUUUGGCGACUCUAUCAAUUCUCCACGCGGAAAUUCUAUCAGGGCAUUGAUUGAUGACUCAGGAUUUCAUCCUCUCAACGAUGGAAACAUCACCUUUAAGGCAUCACUUGUAGAUCCCCACUGUCAUGGAUCAGUACUCGAUUUAACAUUCACCAAUACCUUUCUCAAUAUGGAAUGGAAUGUCAUGCAGUCAACCAUUGGAGCACAAGCUAUUAAACAAUUUCAAAAGGAUGUUAAAAUUGCUAAAAGAAAAUCAUUUGUAGAAAAAACUGAAGAACUUAACAAUAUACCUGGUACUAAGUCCUUUUUUAGGUUCAUAAAUGCAUGCAGAUCUUCUUCUAGUCAUAACACACACUCAAAAUGGAACCCUAACAACAACCUAGCAUUUCUGGAACAUCUCAAGGGUCAAGCAACCUGCCAAAUAACGUUACCCAAUUUUACUAUGGAUGAUCCCUUUACAAAUGCUGAACUCUUAGCUGUCUUACUCAAUAAAACUAAAUCUUCUGCGGCUGGUCCUGACAAUAUUUCUUAUGAGAUGUUGAGAAGUCUCUCAACAACUGCCAAACACUCUCUAUUGUUGGCUUUCAACAAUCUGUGGAAACAGUGUGUAAUUCGUGACUCCUGGAGACAAAUUCGCAUCGCUCCCAUUCCAAAGGUGAAUAAGGACUUGGACAAUUUCACAAAUUUUCGACCUAUCGCACUAAUAUCUGUUUUAGUGAAAACCAUCAACCUAAUGCUUAAGGAGAGAAUUACCAACUUCUUGUCCGAGAAUAACAUACUUCCAAUGAGAUCUUAUGCAUAUCGCAAGCACCGGUCUGCUUCGUGUUGUAUUAAUGAUCUUUUACAUGCAAUUACCGUCGCAAAGGAAGCCAACUGCAAGGUUACUCUUGUUACACUUGACAUAUCAAGGGCAUAUGACUGUGUGAAACUUGAUACUCUACAUGCAACUCUUGGUGAACUCAACAUGCCACUUCAUUGGACAUCUUGGAUCUAUGAAUUCCUCCGCCAUCGUGUACUGAUUCUUGGCAAUAGCAAAAUUGACAUUUUUAAUGGCCUACCACAGGGCAGCUGCUUGAGUCCACUCCUGUUUAACAUCUAUACUUUAAAAUUACACCAAAUUGCUGAUGAGGACACACAAAUUUUUCAAUUUGCUGAUGAUUUUGUAAUUAUGUCCACUCACCGUGAUUUUGAUACCUCUGUUCAUCGUCUGCAAAACAAACUGAACCUUUUUCAUGAUAUCUCUAAAUCGCUUAAUCUCCAUAUAAAUUAUCAAAAAACUGCUGCUCUAUAUAUGGCUAAAGGUACUAAGCGCAAUGUUUCAGUUUUCUUUAACAACAAUCCAAUAAUGAAUGUCAACUGUUUCAAAUUUUUGGGCAGAUAUAUUAAAAAUAGUUUAUCGCUCAAGGAACAUUACGAUUCUGUUGUCGAAAAAUCCAAAGCUGCUUGCAAUGCUAUCAAAAUGGUUACUUCCUUUAAAGGUGGUCUGAUGCCAAACAUUGCGAUAAAUCUCUCCAAGUCCCUUGUCUUUUCGAAGACUGAAUAUGCAAGAUCCUCAACGGCUCAUGCUCCCAGGAGUCUGGGUCUUAAUCCAUCAACGCCUACGCACAUCAUUUAUGCCUUAUCUCUCACACUACCACCUUCUCAGAGAGCUCUCUACUUAGCCGCUAAGGAACUUUUAAAAAUGAAAAUGUUUAAUCCCGAGUCGUACCGUCUCAUUGCCCAAAACCCAACAAGAAAAUCAAGUCUAGGCCACACUUAUCUACUCUUCAAAAAUAUCUUCGAAAACACCUGUACGGACAUUACACCCAUGGUGUCUGCAAAGAUCUCCAUAUCCCUAAACAACUUUCCUUCAUCAAAAAACAACACCCCUAUUGAGGUCAUAAGAUCGUUUUUCUGUGAAAAAAUACAUCAUCUUAAAAGCGAAGGAUACGCAAUUUUUGCCACUGAUGCCUCUGUGAUGCCUGACAGCACUGGCUGCGCAGUGUGUAACAUUUCCUGCAACCACAACUUUAUGUUUAGAAUUCCCAACAAAGUUUCCUCUUUAACUGGAGAACUCUACGCAAUUGACAAGGCAAUCGAUAUCAUCAUAGAAGAUGGCUAUUCCCAAUCAGCAAUUUUUACUGACAGCAAAAAUGCGUGCCUAUUACUCAGACACAACACUUCCUUCAAUUUUCUUGUUUCAAAAAUCAUAAAAAAGAUUGAAAAUUCAAAUCUAAAUUCCAUUCUAUUCAUCUGGACACCAGCACAUGUCGGUAUACCUCCCAACGAACUGGCGGAUUACUUUGCUAAGCAUGCCGCCUCCGCUGGCUGCAUUAUAAGACCUCAGCUCUCCCUAAAGGAUGCUUAUGCGGAAAUUUAUAAACUCCUUUGGAAUCAAUGGGACAUGGAAUAUAAAACUCAACAAUCUGGAAGGUGCUUCCAUGAACUGUUCCCAGAAUUGCCGAAAUCUCACUGGUUCAGUAAUAGUAAUCUUUCGAAAUCUCAAAUUAAAAUUAUCAACAGACUUUUAACUGGUCAUACAUUCAACAAGCCAUACCUCAAAAUGAUUGGAUCAAUAGCCUCAGAUCUAUGCGAAAUUUGUAAUGUAAUUGACGAUGAUAAUCAUGCAAUUUUUCAUUGCACCAAAUUCAAUUAUCAAAGGCAAGGGUUUGCCUUCUUCAGUAACUACAAUAGUCUAAUGGAUUUGCUGAAAACCAAGAAACUCACUCUAUACAAAGAGCUUUUAAGCUUUAUAAACAUAUGUGAUAUUGAAUUGUAA